AUGCUGACGUUGAGACGGUUCCAGCACACCUUCCAGAGGUUCGACGUGGCGAUUGUUAGAUCGCUGGCGAAGCCGAACGAGCAGUUCCACCUGUCGCAGCCGUUGCAACCGGGUCUCGCAGUGAAGACCGGGAAUGGGCCUAUUCUGCAUGACGACAUUAUUGGGAAACCGUACCGGUCGUUGUUGGAGGCUGGAGCUUCCAAGUACAUUGUGACGAAGCCCACGUUGGAGGAGUAUGUGGUGAAUCGAAGACGGGAAGCCCAGCCGAUAUAUGCGCUGGAUGCAGGGAUGAUGGUCGAAUUGAGCGGGAUAUGCGUCGACUAUCCUCAGUUGAGAGUUUCCGAGCAGGCGAGGGCACUGAGGCCGCCGGCUACGUUGAAGCUGUUGAAUGCUGAUGAUCCUUAUGACUUGGCGUUGAUCCGCAGGUUGCAGGAGCGUAAGGGCGCUUUGCAAGCUAAUUUGACUGCUACAAGGCCUCCUAAACAGUUUUUGGAGUGCGGAACAGGCCACGGCUCUCUGACUUUGAACAUUCUGAAGGAAAUACACGGUGGCAACGCAUUCUACGAUGGUGAGAACGACCUGACGAGGGGUUCCAUCCUGCAUUCGCUCGACAGGAGUGAAAAACACAUCAAGGUCGGUGUCAGGAACGUUAAGCACUAUAUGCGCGGAAUGUACUGGCCCGAUGUGGAGUUUCAUUUGACCGAUCGAGGUCCCAGCGAGUGGUUGCAGAGCGAAAUCUCCAGCUACUAUCGAUGUCAGCUGGGCCAAGCGCGGGAGAAUGAACCGUUCUUGAGCGGUGCCUUUUUAGAUAUGCCCUCGCCAGAACUGCAUCUGAGCGUUCUGUCCGACGCCUUGACGGUGGAUAGUCCAAUCGUUGUCUUUGUUCCAAGCAUCAUGCAACUCUGGGACUGUCUGUCCCACAUCAAGACUCAUGGCGUCAGGCUGACUCUGACAAAGGUCUGCGAACUAAUGGCGGGCUCGGGCGGCGGCAUGAGAGAGUGGGACUUGAGACGAGUGUCUGUCAGAGAGACGGGACAGCACGGUGUGGUGAUGAGGCCCAAAGUAGGAGCAAGAAUCGUAGGUGGCGGUUUCAUCGGCGUGUUCCGCAAGCUGCCCAACGACUCCAUUGUCAAGAAGUGGGACUAA
Messenger RNA from Torulaspora globosa, 1146 nucleotides. RefSeq lists its product as uncharacterized. The transcript has a single exon. The record is from RefSeq and is a predicted model, not a curated record. Gene Ontology annotation, biological process: tRNA methylation. Lineage: Eukaryota; Fungi; Ascomycota; Saccharomycetes; Saccharomycetales; Saccharomycetaceae. Gene Ontology annotation, cellular component: tRNA (m1A) methyltransferase complex. The coding region runs from base 1 to 1146 and encodes 381 amino acids.